Molecule: messenger RNA, 1866 nt
Organism: Knipowitschia caucasica
Lineage: Eukaryota; Metazoa; Chordata; Actinopteri; Gobiiformes; Gobiidae
Source: the annotation of a GenBank genome assembly
AUGGAGCGGGCUGGCGAGAUCCGCCUGGAGGCCACAGCGGCAGCCACGGCCCACAAUGCAUCUAGACCUACAGCUCACUGUGGGAGAGACCUACAGCUCACUGUGGGAGAGACCUACAGCUCACUGUGGGAGAGACCUACAGCUCACUGUGGGAGAGACCUACAGCCCACUGUGGGAGAAACCUACAGCUCACUGUGGGAGAGACCUACAGCUCACUGUGGGAGAGACCUACAGCUCACUGUGGGAGAGACCUACAGCCCACUGUGGGAGAAACCUACAGCUCACUGUGGGAGAGACCUACAGCUCACUGUGGGAGAGACCUACAGCCCACUGUGGGAGAAACCUACAGCUCACUGUGGGAGAGACCUACAGCUCACUGUGGGAGAGACCUACAGCUCACUGUGGGAGAGACCUACAGCUCACUGUGGGAGAGACCUACAGCUCACUGUGGGAGAGACCUACAGCUCACUGUGGGAGAGACCUACAGCCCACUGUGGGAGAAACCUACAGCUCACUGUGGGAGAGACCUACAGCUCACUGUGGGAGAGACCUACAGCCCACUGUGGGAGAAACCUACAGCUCACUGUGGGAGAGACCUACAGCUCACUGUGGGAGAGACCUACAGCCCACUGUGGGAGAAACCUACAGCUCACUGUGGGAGAAACCUACAGCUCACUGUGGGAGAGACCUACAGCUCACUGUGGGAGAGACCUACAGCUCACUGUGGGAGAAACCUACAGCUCACUGUGGGAGAGACCUACAGCUCACUGUGGGAGAGACCUACAGCUCACAGAGACCUACAGCUCACUGUGGGAGAGACCUACAGCUCACUGUGGGAGAGACCUACAGCUCACUGUGGGAGAGACCUACAGCUCACUGUGGGAGAGACCUACAGCUCACUGUGGGAGAGACCUACAGCUCACUGUGGGAGAGACCUACAGCUCACUGUGGGAGAGACCUACAGCUCACUGUGGGAGAGACCUACAGCUCACUGUGGGAGAGACCUACAGCUCACUGUGGGAGAAACCUACAGCUCACUGUGGGAGAGACCUACAGCUCACUGUGGGAGAGACCUACAGCCCACUGUGGGAGAAACCUACAGCCCACUGUGGGAGAAACCUACAGCUCACUGUGGGAGAAACCUACAGCUCACUGUGGGAGAGACCUACAGCUCACUGUGGGAGAGACCUACAGCUCACUGUGGGAGAGACCUACAGCCCACUGUGGGAGAGACCUACAGCUCACUGUGGGAGAAACCUACUGUGGGAGAGACCUACAGCUCACUGUGGUGAGAGACCUCCAGCUCACACUGUGGGAGAGACCUACACCAGUACAGCUCACUGUGGGAGAGAGACCUACAGCUCACUGUGGGAGAAACCUACAUCUACACUCUGGGAGAAACCUACCUCACUGUGGGCAGAUCUACAGCCAUCUGUGGGAGAGAUCUGUGGGAGAGACAUCUCACACCUGGGGAGAAACCUACAUCUCACUCACAGGACUGUGGGAAACCUACCUACAGCACCUACAGCUCACUGUGGGAGAAACCUACAGCUCACUGUGGGAGAGAGCUCACUGUGGGAGAGACCUACAGCUCACUGUGGGAGAAACCUACAGCUCACUGUGGGAGAAACCUAUAGCUCACUGUGGGAGAAACUUAUAGCUCACUGUGGGAGAGACCUACAGCUCACUGUGGGAGAGACCUACAGCUCACUGUGGGAGAAACCUACAGCUCACUGUGGGAGAGACCUACAGCUCACUGUGGGAGAGACCUACAGCUCACUGUGGGAGAGACCUACAGCUCACUGUGGGAGAGACCUACAGCUCACUGUGGGAGAGACCUACAGCUCCUACAGGGGGCGCCUGUGA